AUGAGACUCCUCGCGUCACUUAUGUCGGCUGUGGUCGGGCUGUGGGCAAGCAAGGUGGUGGCGCAACAGCAGCAGCCAGACAGAAUCAGUGUCACCGGCCCUCAGGGCGGGUUUGACGCCCAUACGGGGGCUCCACCGGCGAGAAUCAAUAUAAACGACAUGUGGGCUCAGGGCGGCCCCUCGUGGGACCUGUACAUUCUGGCGCUGCUGGAGCUCCAGGACGUAGACGAGGCUGAUGACCUGUCUUACUUCCAGAUCAUGGGUGCGGAACCCAUUCCUCUGAAUGCCACGGCCCGGGAGCUCGUCUGGAUUGUUGACUGGGCUUAA
Molecule: messenger RNA, 327 nt
Organism: Diaporthe citri
Lineage: Eukaryota; Fungi; Ascomycota; Sordariomycetes; Diaporthales; Diaporthaceae
Exons: 2
Coding region: 1-327 (108 amino acids)
Source: RefSeq, a predicted model, not a curated record